Amaranthus tricolor (Joseph's coat) is the source of this 2478-nucleotide messenger RNA. RefSeq names its product potassium transporter 5-like. The transcript is spliced from 8 exons. The record is from RefSeq and is a predicted model, not a curated record. Gene Ontology annotation, biological process: potassium ion transmembrane transport. Gene Ontology annotation, molecular function: potassium ion transmembrane transporter activity. Gene Ontology annotation, cellular component: membrane. NCBI's taxonomy places the organism in Eukaryota, Viridiplantae, Streptophyta, Magnoliopsida, Caryophyllales, Amaranthaceae. Bases 25 to 2301 code for a protein of 758 amino acids.
UAAUUUUUUUUAAAAAAAAUAAAAAUGCCAAAAAGUGCAAUAAGUAGCAGCAAUACGGAGCAGGGAUCGGAGGAUCACACCAAACUACGUCGUCAUGAUUCUCUUGACCUUGAAUCCUCUCGUGUUAAAGGCCAAUGCCCUGCUCAUCAUUCUGCCAAGGAAGCAAGUUGGGGAGUGGUGCUAAGUUUGGCAUUUCAAAGUAUAGGAGUAAUCUACGGAGAUAUUGGUACGUCGCCAUUGUAUGUGUAUGCAAGCACUUUCUCUAAAGGAAUUAAACAUAAAGAUGAUAUUUUAGGCGUUCUUUCUCUCAUUUACUACACUAUUACCUUGCUACCUGUCAUCAAAUAUGUCUUCAUUGUACUAAGGGCCAAUGAUAAUGGAAAAGGUGGAACAUUUGCCUUGUAUUCUCUUUUAUGUCGAAAUGCAAAAGUUGGGUUACUCCCUAGUGAGCAAAUUGAAGAUCAAGAAGUAUCAAACUACCAACUUGAGUUGCCAAGCAAACAAUUAGGAGUUUAUUUAAAGCUCAAAAACUUUUUGGAAAAGAGUGUAAUAUCCAAAUACAUUUUAUUGCUUGUCACAAUGCUUUCAACUUCCUUGGUUAUUGGAGAUGGUGUUCUUACUCCCUCUAUCUCAGUAUUAUCGGCUAUUGGAGGACUCAAAAAAGCUUCACCCAUUUUUACCGAGGGGAGGGUUGUUUGGAUAUCAAUUGCUAUCUUGAUUCUUCUAUUUACAGCUCAAAGAUUUGGGACAGACAAAGUAGGAUAUAGUUUUGCUCCAAUAGUCAGUGUUUGGUUUUUACUUAAUGCUGGAAUUGGCGUCUAUAAUUUUAUUAAAUAUGACCCUGCCGUCAUUAAGGCAUUAAAUCCAUGGUAUAUUAUUCAGUAUUUUAAAAGGAAUGGUGGUGAAGCUUGGAUCUCCCUUGGUGGUGUAUUUCUUUGUGUCACAGGGACAGAAGCACUAUUUGCGGAUCUAGGACAUUUUUCAGUUAGAUCAAUUCAAGUAAGCAUGUCCGCAAUUACUUAUCCCACCCUAAUGAUAACGUACUCUGGACAAGCCUCUUUCCUUCGUUUGCACCAAAAUCAAGUUAGCAAUACUUUCUAUGAUGCCAUACCAGGUCCAUUGUACUGGCCAGUGUUCAUAGUAGCGGUAUUCGCAGCGAUCAUAGCAAGUCAAGCCAUGAUAUCAGGGACAUUCUCAAUCAUCCAACAAUCACUUGCGUUAGGAUGUUUUCCACGAGUCACAGUUGUUCACACAUCGGACAAACAUGAAGGACAAGUUUACAUACCAGAACUCAAUUAUGUCCUUAUGAUUGCUUGUGUUGCUGUUACUCUUGGUUUCAGAACAACUGAAAGUAUUGGUCAUGCCUAUGGCAUUGCUGUGGCAUUUGCGGAGGUGAUCACAUCCCUAUUCAUAAUCCUAGUAAUGUUAGUAAUAUGGAAGAAACACAUAAUACUAGCCAUGAUCUACAUAUCUUGCAUUUCAUCAGUAGAAUUACUCUACUUAUCUUCAGUCCUCUACAAAUUUCCCCAUGGAGGAUACUUCCCUGUGGCACUUGCUACCAUCUUCUUAACCCUAAUGAUCAUUUGGAAUUACGUGUACCGCAAGAAAUACUUUUAUGAAUUAGAACACAAAGUUUCACCAAACACCCUUAAAGAUCUAGCCAAUACAACCAAUAUUAGUCGUAUUCCUGGUUUAGCCAUCUUUUAUUCGGAGCUUGUUAAUGGUAUCCCUCCAAUUUUCGGACAUUAUAUUGAUAAUAUACCUGCGUUACAUUCUGUCCUUGUUUUCUUGUCGAUCAAGUCAUUGCCUAUUAGUACGGUCCCACUUGAAGAAAGGUUUCUUUUUCGUAGGGUUAACCCUAAGGACUUGUAUGUGUUCCGGUGUGUAGUUAGGUAUGGUUAUACGGAAUCUUGUCAAGAAGAAGAACCGUUUGAGAGGUUGUUGGUUGAGAAACUUAAAGAGUUUAUUAAAGAUGAUUAUUGGUAUCAAGCGCAAAUGGAAUAUCAAUACGAUGAAGAAGAAGAUGAAGAUGGAAUUAUUAAUAAUGUGAAUGUGCUAAGUAGGGCUAAUGAGGAAGCUUUACAAGGAGAGAUGGAGUUGGUUGAUAAAGCGUGGCGUUCUGGAGUUGUUCAUAUGAUGGGUGAAAGUGAAGUAAUCGCUACUAAAGGUUCUGGGUUUGGAAAAAGAAUUGUGAUUGAUUCGGCUUAUAAUUUUUUGAGGAAGAAUUUGAGACAAAGUGAUAAGGUUUUUAAUAUUCCUAGGAAGAGAUUGGUGAAAGUUGGGAUGACAUAUGAGCUCUAAAUACGUAUGAUAAUACUUUAUUUACGUACUUCAACAAGAAACAGUAUUCUUUUGAUGAAUUAACGCAUCAUAGUGUAUGAAUAAAUAUGAAUAAGUCUUUUGAUAUACUCAAAACAAGAAUGAUUCUUAUUCUCCAUUGUAAUGGUCUAGUAAAUAAGCUAAGUUUUGUUUUCUAUA